CCCGCGCCGCGCAUAUCCAUCUCCACCUUCCCAUCGCGCGCGGCUCCCCUUGUCCUACCGGCGCUGCCAUCCAUCGGAGGCGGAUAUAAAGCUCCGGAAGAGGACUCGACUCGCCAGGACUGGGGCAAGGCGCCAGUGGGGGCUGCCCUUUGUCCUGCCGAGGGGAAGGGCCCAGGACUGGGACUGGGGGGGGACUCCAUCGCGCCGAGCCAGAUUCCGUGGAUUCUUGCAGUUUUAGAGUUGCUCCAAUGGAUGUUUUUUGCACUUAUUGAAUCUUUACUUAUGGGAAUUUUUUUGCUUUACAUUCCGAACUAAUAAUGACUGAGUCAUGUGAUUGACAAACCGGUCUAAAAAAGAAUUUUUGGGGUUGACAAGUUUGUGACUUGAGUCCCCUUAAGAAAAGCAUGCUCAGAUAGUGGCUGGCACAGAUACCAUUUCCUUUCAGUAAGACUGUGGACAACGUGGCCACUUGAAAUCUGAAAAUGAGUGCACCAUUAGUUCCCAACAAGUCAUGUUACAAUCUAUUACAGACUAACAGAAAUGAGAUGAAAAAUAACAAUGAACACAUGGUGUCUGUGGGAGACUCAAAUGCCAAUCAAAUCACAUCAGACGUCAGAACCCCUGGAGCAGCAAUAAGGACAAGAAAUAUUUCAGGAGAAUCUGCUUGCUUACAUACCAGUAAGCAAGAAACCAACAGACAACUAGACUCUGAGAGGAACAAUCUUCAGGGCAUCACUGGUGAAUCAGAGUUUAUAGUGUCUUCUACCAUCAGCAAGAAAUUGCAUGCAGAUUGUAGGCCAGAAGGGCGUAAGGACACCUCAAAGCUAGUCACCAUUAGCCGAGGACACAGUUUGUCCAAUCUGAGGAUCAACACAAGUGAUAACUUUUCAGUGGUACUUUCAAAAAGCGAUGCUGACCUUAUUCAGCAUGUUUCAAAGGAAAAAACACUUAGAAGUAUUGAACCAGAAGGAAUAAAACGCCUUUCUUUGGGGAGGUCAAGAAAGCUUAUGGCUAAAACAGAAAAAGAAUUUGUUGGCCGUGUAUCAGGUAAACGCUUGCUUUCUGUAUCCUUGGAUUCCAUCAACACAUCACAUCAUUUGAGUGGAGACAUAGAAAAACCUCAGAAAACUUCACGAGACCAUUUUUUAGGUAUGGUGUUCCAUCCAACUGAUGGUGUGUCAGAAAGAAACAUUGUACCUUAUCCUAAAUAUUUGUCUACCUCAGAAAUGGAAAGAGCAAGCGCCCCAGUUGUACAAUCAGGUGUGGAUGCUGUACCAAAUGCCAACAAACAAGGCCCUCCACAUCAUUCUGUUCUUGACCUCCAUUUAACUGUUAAAUCCAAUGAACUUCGGAAACCAGAAGCACAAAUUGACCAUCAAAGCGGUAAGAGAGGAAAAGGGGAGGUGAAGUGCCCUCUGUCUUCACAGUCGAAGCGUGUGGGUGAGCAAAAAAUAAACAAGGCUAUGUUGUUUGAAUUUCUUGGGUGUCCAGCAGAAGAAAAUAACGUUGUGGUACAGGAUCAAAAGGAUAAGGGGACAGAAAUACACAAGACCAAAUUACAUCCAUUGCCAAAAGAGGAUCUGUUUUUAAAUAAAGGAUUUGACUCGGUUAAUGGAAGUCUGAUAAGGGAGAAUGGCUCUCCAGAUUUAAGAAAAGGAAACAACAGCAAAGCAGCAAGCAAAGCAAAUGAGGAAUAUACAGCUGUAAAAGAGGUAGAUUCUAUUUCAGCUCCUGAUGAUGAUACGAUACGUAAAUUGACAUCAACAAGGAAUGAAAACCUACACAUUGGUAGCACAAGUUGUAUACCAGCAGUUAAUGGGCAUAUGUCUUUUAUGGAUAGUGUUAAUGUGACGGACAGCAAACAUCUGAAUAACUAUGAAACUAAACAGAUUCUACUCAAAGGACCCAGUGAAGAUGUUAUAAUUGCCCAAUCUGAUCCGGAAGCUCCCAAACCACAAAAUACGGAAAAUAUCUCGGUAAAUUUUAGCCUUGUGGGCAGUGAUUUAGAAACCACAAAUUUUUCAGUUCAGAGCAAGAAGAUAGUUAACGAAAAGAAAGAUCAUUCAAACAAUGCACCGGAAAGCUGCAAAAUAAUAGCACAAAGUCCCCCAGCUCCUUUGCGCCCUUCUGCAACUGGGAAUGCCAGUGGCCACAGCACAGUCUCCAACAGCAGUUUGAAGGAACUUUAUGCGCUUCAUGUUGACAAGCUGCCAUCUUCUGCAACCCUACCUCCCAGCGAGAGCACCCAGUUAUUUAGCUUAUCUCCUAAAGUGCCUAAAACUACAUGUAACAGUGGGAUCCCUAAGCCUAUCCUUAUAAAUUCCAAGGGGCCCCUACCAGCCAAUUGCAAUGGUGAGAACGAGGAUAUGGAGAAGCCUGAAGACAAGGUUGAAACUCCGGCCAUUCCCAAGCCCAAACAUGUGAGACCUAAAAUAAUAACUUACAUUAGAAGGAAUCCUCAGGCAGUCAGCCAACUUGAUCAGUCUGGAUUGCCUUGCGUGCCCCCUGCUUGUGGGUUGGCAACUGAACAGAAAAUGUUAAAUGAUGGAGACAUUAAACCAGGCAAUAUUUUCUACGAAAAAUUUAAAACUGACUUUCAGAAGCCUCAGAUUUAUAGUUCCGGAUUUGUAGUAUCUGGCAUUAAAUCCUCAGACCAUCAGUUUGGUCCAAUGGGUGAAAAGUUUUUCCAGGAGGUUGGAGAAAGGCCGGUGAAAGACAAUUUUUGUCCUCCGCCAUAUGCUCACUAUGAGGUGCCUCCAAGCUUUUAUCGCUCAACGAUGAUCCUCAAACCCCAGUUAGGACUUGGUGCUAUUUCCAGGUUGCCAUCUGUGAAGAGCAGGAUUUUGAUUUCCAGUCAAAGGUCUUCAGCAGGCUGCAUCCAUCCUCAAGCACCAAUACCCAGUUCAACGCUAUUCCAUCCUGACACUUCAG
This is a messenger RNA of Thamnophis sirtalis, 2931 nucleotides long. The record is from RefSeq and is a predicted model, not a curated record. Lineage: Eukaryota; Metazoa; Chordata; Lepidosauria; Squamata; Natricidae.